CCGGGGUCCCGGCCGCAGUACGCCAGCGAGCGACGCGCCGCAGCUCACCACCUCGCCGUCCGACGGUCGCGGCGCGCCCGCUGCGUUCACCGUACCGCGACAGUCCCUCCUGCGCAGUAGCAUGCGCAGUAACUCGCCAUACAAAUAUGGACGUCCGUCGGUCGGUGAAAAUUUCGUGCAAGGGACAUUUACGAAGGUAAUUUCUUCGACCGUGGGACAGUGUUAAAGCUCUGGCAUCGAUUACUGUGUAAAGUGAAGUGUGAAGUUUCUGAGGGUGGCGUUCGUGUGGGGAAGGGGCGUGCUGAGCGAUGGAAAACGUGGAGGAAAUGGCCGAUCAGCAGUCGCUCGGUGAGCCGAUGCAAGAUUCGGUCGAUUCGCCAGCUGCGUCUACGCAUGCCGGCCUCAGCAUGUCGCCGGCGGAGCUCAGCCCCACUAUUUCACGGCAGGCCGUGACUGGCUCGGUGACCACUUCGCACGAGUCGCUCGGCGAGUCUACAUCAACUCACAUCAAGGAGGAGCUGCCGUCUGCGUCCGAAGACUUGUCGGAACACUCGGUCGACAUCAAGCAGGAGACGCUCUCUGUGAUAGUGCAGCCACACGAAGACUCCCAGGACUCGGAGCUGCUGAGUCCGGGAAAACUUUCUCCCACUUCGGGAAUUUCAGUCAGUGUCGCAAGCAUGAUCGACGCCACAGAUUUCCGCACUCUGCAGCCGGAACCCACGUACCAGACGCUGACGUCCGUCAACGGCAGGAUGUCACCUCCCGGUUUCAGCCCCAGUUCCUCCUACGCCACGCUGACCCCUCUGCAGCCCCUUCCACCCAUUUCCACCGUGUCGGACAAAUUCGCUUACGGCCACACGAGUAACGUUUCCGGAUCUUUUACAGUAAUGCAAAACAACGGACUCGCCAAUAUAGGCUUGGGCAUGAGUGUCAACUCGCCGUACACGUACGACAAGCUGUCUACGAUGGGGAUGUCGCCGCCGCCGCACUACUCGUCGCCGAACAACGGGCUGGGCACCAUCAACAUCCCGCAGCAGCACUCGCCGCUGUCGCCGCAGAGCACGUACAGCCAGAACGGGCUGCAGUCUCCGCAGAAGAGCCUGUCACCCAGCGGCUACGACUCGCCGUACACGGUGGGCCGCGCGACGCUCAGCCCGCCGUCGGCGUCGUUGCACUCGCCGCCCAACCCGAUGGUGACGAGUUUCGUGGGCGCGGCGGCGGCGAUGAACGGCAUGGCCACGAUGACGCCACACCAGUCGCCCCCGCAGCCGCAGCCGCCGCCGCAGCAGCAGGCGCCGCAGCAGCAGCCCCCGCAGCAGCCGCCGCCGCAGCCGCGCGACCGCGUGGCCGUCGCGUCGCCGUCGCCGCCCGCCUUCCAGCAGGCGGUGCAGCCGCCGCAGCCGCCCCCGCAGCAGCCGCCCCCGCAGCAGCAGCAGCCGCAGCAGCAGCCGCCGCAGCAGCAGCCCCAGCCGCCGCCGCAGCAGCAGCCGCCGCCCCCGCAGCAGCAGCAGCCGCAGCCGCCCCCGCAGCAGGCGCCGCCGCCGCCUCCCCAGCAGGUGAAGGCGGGCGCGCCGUCGGGCGGCGGGCUGCUGCCUCCCGGCGUCGGCGUCGGCGUCGGAGUCGGCGUCGGCGUGGGCGUCACGCUGGCGCCCGCCCCCGCCGGCGAGGUCGAGGAGAUCAACACCAAGGAGCUGGCGCAGCGCAUCAGCGCCGAGCUCAAGCGCUACAGCAUCCCGCAAGCCAUCUUCGCACAGCGCGUCCUCUGCCGGUCACAGGGCACGCUGUCAGACCUCCUCCGCAACCCGAAGCCCUGGUCCAAGCUCAAAUCUGGCAGAGAGACAUUUCGCCGCAUGUGGAAAUGGCUGCAGGAACCCGAGUUUCAACGGAUGUCAGCACUCAGAUUGGCAGCUGCGCAGAUACCACAGCGAGGCACCUGCAAGAGGAAAGACGACCCCCAGAGCCAACCAGAGCACUCACCCGCCCCCAAGAAGCCACGAUUGGUUUUCACCGACCUGCAGCGCCGUACUCUACAGGCUAUUUUUAAGGAAACAAAGAGACCAUCGAAAGAAAUGCAGGUGACCAUUGCACGACAGCUUGGCCUUGAACCGACAACAGUGGGCAACUUUUUCAUGAACGCAAGGCGUAGAUCAAUGGACAAGUGGAAAGAUGAAGAACCAAGCAAGACAACAGUAGUUCCCGUUGCACAUGAUGGACAGCAGCACUCCCCUGGCACAGCCAUGUCUGGUCACAGUCAACCUCUGCAGCAGCAGCAGCCUGACAUAUUGUGACAUCAUGCAAGCUAUCCAAUGCGAGACCAUCAGCACCAUCAUCUGGUGUUCCUGUGAAGGAAUAUACCAGUGUGCUGAAUGCUAUACAGACAAUAUGAAUAGCACCAAGUGACACUUUACCCUGGCAUGUUCCAGAAAAACAGUCAUUUUAAAUUCAUUUUGCAAAAAAGAUGAAUGAAGUGGCUGUAAUGUUACCUGUUUGGUACAGUUUAAAUGUGAGUGAAUGAAAUAUUUUCCUUUAACUACAAUAAAUAAAUAAAUAAAUAAAGAGAGAAAGAAAGAAAGAAACAUUAUGUGACAUCUAGUGAGAAACUCUUGCUCUUAUUUUGAAACUGACCAUGUUUGUAUGAAAAAUAAAUCUAAUGUGAAUGGUGUUGUAUUGAUGUCAUACACACACCUUUAGUUUGAGGCUAAACUGCACACUUGGCUGUGUGGAUGCACGUUCAUGUGCAUAGUCAGACGCAUGUGCACACACACACAUUGAUGAAAUCACAAAUGCGUUUUUGUGCUUAAAAUUGAAUGCACACAAACAAAAGUGCUUCUGUAUGUGAAUACUUGUGUGUGUGUGCUUAUGUGUGAACAUAUAAACUUGCACAACAUUCAUAGUUUGUGUACAACAUGAUUAGCAAGUAUAUGUACAAGUGAUAAAUUUAAAAGAAAAUAUGAUCUUUUUUGGAAAGAGGAUGUUACUGAGCAAACCUUGGUAAACUGACACAAAAUUCAAUUUCCCUUGUGCCCCUUUUGUGAAAAAAGGACAUUUCUUAGAAAAUAAAUUAAAAGUAAUACCUACAGUCUCAGGGGAUUGUAUAAAAAUAAUUCUUUUGGAUAGCGAAGUGUUGGACAACGUUAUUCUGAUGCUGUUGAGGUGACUUGUUUUUUGUUGGCAUGUGUCCAAAGCGAUUUUAUGCAAAUACCAGUCAGUACCCUCUGAGAAUCAGUAUUGUGAGGGAUGAAUAGAUAUUUGCAGUUGUUGACAGGGGAGCUGCAUUAUUUUGUAAUAUUGAUCAGUGUAAUUUGACCAAAUGACCUACCUAAAUGAUCUCAAUUUAAAAAUGAUCUAGUCACAUUUUACUAGUCAGUUAUAAAUUGUUUUGCUGUAUAAAUGUUCAUAUAAAUGGCAAGUACAACUUUAUAUUGUAUGAACUGUGUUGAACAUGACGUAUGUUGUGAUAUAUUUAUACAUUAUACAUAAUUUUAAGCUUUCUUGACACACAAACAGACAGAAUUUACAUUUUGUUUAAGAAAAUCAGUUAGCUCCAACUCUAAGGGGGAGCUGCUAAUUAUUCAUGAGAAUACCAAUGUGCAACUAAAUUAUGCAACUAAUUUACAGUGAUAUUGUUUAUGUACAUUUUUUCUUUGUGUCCUUUGUAGCAAUAAGAGCCACUGGUUGGCAUUGUGAGUGAGGACAAAGCAAAAUGUAGUCAAGGUUUAUCUAAAUAACAGAGCAAUAGCCUUUCUUGUGUGUUGCUGUUUGUCUUCAGUGUUUAGUGACCCUGCACUUUCAGAGCUCUUGUUGACAGUGUAUAAAAUACAGCUCCAGUCUUCUGUAGGAUGUAUUAUUUAUAAUGAAUUGUUUCAUUACCAUUCACAAUAUUAAUUUAUUUUUGUAUAACUAAUAUUUUUACUAAUGUACAGUAAUUUAUUUAUAAUUUAUUAGCGGGGUAAUGUGCAUGUGGAAUUCUUUUGCAGCAGAUUUUAUUCCCAACUUCAGCAGAUUUUUCACCAGUGUUUGCAGAAAUAGCUGAGAAAUUUAGCUUUAUUGCUAGGAGUGUGAUUGAAAGCUUUUAACUUGACCAAUACAUUGUUCUACAUGUCCCUGUGUUAUAGACUAGUGCAAGAGUUUUCUAGUUUGUAAAUAUGAAGCCAGUGUCUAGCACUGGAGUACCUGUUAAAUGACUCAUCGCAUGGAUUAUCCACUAACUCCAAUGACCUUCUCUGAACAAAAAAUAAAUCUUGAAAUAUUUUAAGGGACUCAAUCAUAAAUACUGAGCUGAGCUAGUAAUUUCUCUAUUAGAUAUGCACAGAUUUUUACAUUUUUAUAGCAUACUUCAUUUGUAGCCAAAAUAUGAUGUUGUUUUUUUACAUUAUUAUAAAGCUCAAUAUGUACCAAAAUACUUUUAAAAAGUUAUUGAGUUCAUAGUUUCAUGUUGGAAUGGCUUGUACUAAGUACAGUAUGUAUUGAUGCCUUGUGGCACUUCACAGCAGUACAAUGAUUUUGUUAGUGAAUUGAGUAAUAUUAAGAAAUAUGUUUUGAAAAUCAGUACAGCAUAUAAAUGCACAAACUGUACAAACGGUUCCUAAAAUGGCAAGUGCUGAGAGCAGUUUAAAACACUGUCUGGUUUUGACAGCUAUACACAACAGUUUCCACAGUUUCAUUGUGCUCAAGUUGUAAUUACUUCUGAACAUAUCGAAAUGAAAGUGAUAUCAUUUAAACACAUACAAGUUCUUUCUUUGCUACUUAGUUAUGCUAUUAGCUAUAAAGCUGUGACAAAACAGACUUGCGUUAUGGUUCUUGCCACAAGCUAUAAAGUCUGUACUGUGCAAUAAUUAUUUCAGUUUUAGUGUGAAUUAUAUCUUAAUAACAUAUCAUUGUGGAUUUUAUAUGUGUCAUUGCAGAAUGCUUAAAAUUUUCACUGGACUUCAGAGAAAGGCACUAGCUAAAAUGAGUUUAAAGUAAAUGGAAAUUUUCUUCAUUGAGAUAAAAAAGUUUAUUUAUAGACACAUACACACAGUGAUUUAUCCAUAGUUGAUUUAUAGCAUUCUGCAGAUCACACUCUGCUCUCAUAAAGUGCGUACUAAAUAUUAUGUGACUUUAGUUUUAAAAAAAUGAAUUUCAUUUAGUGCAGCAUACAGUUGUGGAAUAUAUUAAUGAGCAGCUACAAGAGCAGACUGUGUUGUAGGAAGAAUGUUUUCUUCAGAAAUAAAAGUUCCACUACAGUACUUAAAAAGUCAUUGUACCAGAACCCAGACAUUAAGCAGUUCACCUUUAAAUAUACACAUAAAAACCAAGUAGAAAAAUGUGUUAACCAUAAACACUAUGAGCUGGAGAUGGCAACUUGUAGAAACAGACGUACAAUGUAUGUAAGCAGAAUUAUAUAAAUAACGGGAAAGAAUUCUCCUUCAGUUAUUUUGCAUUUUGGAAUAUUAUUAGUCAUUAAAAUGAUUUGCCAAAGAUCAUGUUCAUUACUAAGAAAAUUAUAUCUGUUAUGAAACACAAUAAACACCAAAAUAUACCUUAG
Messenger RNA from Schistocerca gregaria, 5527 nucleotides. RefSeq names its product hepatocyte nuclear factor 6 (gene onecut). Gene Ontology annotation, biological process: regulation of transcription by RNA polymerase II. The coding region runs from base 309 to 2288 and encodes 659 amino acids. The record is from RefSeq and is a predicted model, not a curated record. Gene Ontology annotation, molecular function: RNA polymerase II cis-regulatory region sequence-specific DNA binding; DNA-binding transcription factor activity, RNA polymerase II-specific. Lineage: Eukaryota; Metazoa; Arthropoda; Insecta; Orthoptera; Acrididae. The transcript has 4 exons. Gene Ontology annotation, cellular component: nucleus.